Fusarium proliferatum ET1 is the source of this 1110-nucleotide messenger RNA. RefSeq lists its product as uncharacterized. Bases 1 to 1110 code for a protein of 369 amino acids. Lineage: Eukaryota; Fungi; Ascomycota; Sordariomycetes; Hypocreales; Nectriaceae. The transcript has 5 exons. The record is from RefSeq and is a predicted model, not a curated record.
AUGACUGCGUUGGCUGGUCAAAUCGCAGAGAUAUGGAUCCUCUACGUUAUUGGCACCGCCAUGAUCGGGGCGCGCAUCUUUUGCCGUACCAAAAUGGUUGGCUAUAGGAACUACGAUUGGGACGAUUACCUCGUUAUUGCAGUCGCUGGAAUGUGGACUGCUGCACCCGUAAUUGGCCAAGUCUUCGUCCAAGGUGCCGAGGGUCGCCAUACCUCCGAUUUGACCUUCGAGGAGAGGAAGAACAUGAGCGAGGAGGAUCGCAAGAAGUGGGCGUAUGGUUCGCAGAUGUUUCUGCUUGGACUGACUGGAUACGUGGUUAUUCUGUGGACGCUCAAGUUCAACAUGCUGUGCUUCUACAGUCGUGUUGUGAGGGGUCUUUGGACCGAGAGGUUUGUGAAGCCGUUGAUGGUGGUGGUGAUUCUGUCAGUGGUGGUGAUCAUCAUUACGCUGGCCGCGACGUGUCGACCAUUUCAUCACCUUUGGCAAGUUUGGCCAGACCCGGGACGCCAAUGUGUUCCCCAGAAUCUUACCUUCUUUGUCGUGAUUUUGGUCUUCAAUUUGGUCACCGAUAUCUGCAUCAUGCUUAUACCAAUUCCGGUACUGGUCGGCAUCCAAACCAAUCGCCUCAAGAAGUUCGGCCUCGUUCUUCUCUUCAGCUUGGGCUUCUUUUGCAUGUUCGCCGCCAUCCUCCGCUUCGUCCUCAUCUUCAACGCAAGCGUCUCAGCUCUAUGGUCAAUGCGCGAAGACUGCGUCGGCAUCUUCGUCGGCCAAGCCCCCAUGGUUACACCUCUGCUCAAGCGUCGCUUCUGGGUAAUGGCAGGCUACGCCACCGACAAGACGGGCAACUCUCAGACUCCGCACUACAACGGCAGUCGGCUCGAGAGCCAUGAACUUCGGUCUGGGCGCGCAAAUAACAGCAAAGUGCAUGACCCUUACUCGAUAACCAACGUGGUUUCUCGGUCCGAGAGCCAAGAGGAGAUCGUGCAGAAGGACCUGCCUUCUUUACCGGAACAGCCGCGUCAGUUUCGGAGUGGUAUCAGGGUGGAGCAGCGUAUCGAUGUCGAGGCAGUUCAGGGGACGUAUACACAGCCGCGAGAUCCUCGAUGGUAG